This is a messenger RNA of Lachancea nothofagi CBS 11611, 1008 nucleotides long. Lineage: Eukaryota; Fungi; Ascomycota; Saccharomycetes; Saccharomycetales; Saccharomycetaceae. The record is from the annotation of a GenBank genome assembly.
AUGAGUUACGUGAGGACGCCCCUUAUCCAUCGCGAAUUCAAUAAUAAAGAAAAGGGGCCAAAGAUGUACCUCAAGUACGAAAUGCUACAACCGGGUGGCAGCUUUAAGUCUCGAGGUAUCAGUCAUUUAAUUGCGAAGGCCAAGAGAAAAAACGAUUUGGAAAAGAAUGGCGAGAACAAGUUGGCAGUUUACACCAGCUCUGGCGGUAAUGCAGGUCUAGCAGCAGCUACUGCGGCUAAAUCGAUAGGACUCGGCUGCACUGUAGUUGUGCCUAAACUAACGAAACAUAGAAUGAUUGAGAAGAUCAAAAGCGCAGGUGCAACGGUAAUCGUACAUGGAGAUCACUGGGGCCUUGCAGACCUGUACCUUCGAGAAAAGGUAAUGGUGGAAGCAAGAGCGUGUGGUCUCGAAACGUUGUACGUUCAUCCAUUCGAUGAUGAAACAGUGUGGGAGGGCCACUCGUCAAUUGUGGAUGAAAUUGUGCAGCAAUUAGAACAGCAGGAGAUACCUUUGUCCAGAUUAAAAGGCAUAGUAUGCAGCGUAGGGGGUGGUGGUCUCUUCAGUGGUAUUGUGAAAGGCUUGGAAAACAAGCAUUUGGCAGAAACAGUUCCGAUCGUUGCGGUUGAAACAGAAGGAUGCGACGUGCUUGCUAAAUCACUGGCGAAUGGUAGUCCUGUCACACUAGAUAAGAUAACCAGCAUUGCUUCCUCUUUGGGUUCUCCAUACAUAGCAUCUUUUGCGUUUGAUAGCGCAAAGAAAUAUGAAAGCAAGUCAGUUGUUCUUCAGGACAGCGAAGUAUUGGAGACGUGCAUGAAGUUUACUGACGACUCUGGUAUUAUUACCGAGCCGGCGUGUGGUGCUUCUUUACAUCUAUGCUACCAUCCAAAUCAACUGCAGACUGCUCUUGGCAGCGACCUGACUGAAGAUGAUGUUAUAGUUGUAAUUGCAUGCGGGGGCUCGUGUGUUUCUUUCAAUGAGUUGUCACUGUUGUCAAAUUCCAGACUUUAA